This is a messenger RNA of Anarrhichthys ocellatus (wolf-eel), 3372 nucleotides long. It is a transcript of the gene scinla, whose product is annotated as scinderin like a. Gene Ontology annotation, cellular component: cytoplasm; actin cytoskeleton. Gene Ontology annotation, molecular function: actin filament binding; phosphatidylinositol-4,5-bisphosphate binding. Lineage: Eukaryota; Metazoa; Chordata; Actinopteri; Perciformes; Anarhichadidae. The transcript has 20 exons. The record is from RefSeq and is a predicted model, not a curated record. Bases 265 to 2931 code for a protein of 888 amino acids. Gene Ontology annotation, biological process: barbed-end actin filament capping; central nervous system development; cell projection assembly.
UGAUUCUGUGUGGAAAAGCCUUUAACAGUGAUUCCUGCAAAUUGCCACCAAUCGAUGUGCGAAAUGAAGGUCAAAUGAUAAAGUAGAAUAUGCUGUGAAUGAAUCAGUCGCAUCGCCGCUUAUCUACAGCUGACAUCUGAAUGUAUACAGAUAGAAGCUACUGCGUAAACAGACCCGGGGGGUCGAUUCCCAGUUGGAGACCAGAGUGAGGAGGGAUUUCCCAGAAGCUUACCUGGAUGUGCAGCGGCUUUCUGAAGAGCCCCCAUGGAAACAGACCUCUUGCCAUGGCAAAUGGAGAACAUCUCACACAGGCUGUCGAGGAAGGAAAUUCGGCGCACGCUUCGCGCGGUGUCGGGCAACGCCUAUAGGACGAACCCUGGACAUUUUUCGAUGGCAUGUGAGAUCUCCUGCUGGCAUCCUACAAAGGAAGACAUACAAGACUGUUCGAGUGCUCUGAAGGAAUGCACCAGCAAACAGGCCUCGCAUGAUGUGCCCACACAACGCUGGAGCCCAAACAGCAAAGACAAGAGGGGCCAUGAUCCACAAAGGAACCUGAGAAAGACUGGAAGCAUAUGGCGCACUGGGUUGGGUCGGGAUACGACUGGACACGCCUCUCCGUCUCAACGCGGAUGUGUCUCCGGACUAUAUAGCAGACCUGAGCGCAGACACUCGGGGCAGAAAUCUGGACGUGCAGCAGCAGUGUCUCCUUCUUCUCACCCAGCAUCUGCCUUCUGUCCUCACCAGACCCAGAGCACUAUGGCGUGCCACAAGGAGUUCAUGACUGCAGGAAAGAAGCCCGGCCUGCAGGUGUGGCGGAUUGAGAAAAUGGACUUGGCACCCGUCCCUUUUCAUCUCCAUGGAGACUUCUUCACUGGAGACUCCUACAUACUGCUCAACACCACCCCUGCUCCGUCGUACAAAGUUCACUCCUGGUUUGGCAAAGAAGCUUCCCAGGAUGAGAAAGGGUGUGCUGCCAUCUUUAUGGUCCAACUGGACAACUCCCUGGGUGGAGCCCCCAUACAGUUCACUGAGUUUCAAAAUGAAGAGUCCCUCACUUUUAUGAGCUACUUCAAGUCUGGCAUCAAAUACAAGAAAGGGGGAGUGGCCUCAGGCUUCAAGCACGUGGAGACCAACGCAGCAGAUGUCCAAAGACUGAUGCACGUUAAAGGUCGUCGGACAAUCAGAGCCGCGGAGGUGGACUUAUCCUGGUCAAGCUUCAACAAAGGAGACUGCUUCAUCAUCGACCUGGGAAAGAUCAUCUACCACUGGUCUGGCAGUGAAUCCAAUGUCUAUGAGCGCCUGAAGACCACUGAGCUGGCCAUUGCGAUUCGCGACAACGAGCGAAAAGGUCGUAGUGAACUAGAAAUGAUUGACGAAGGUUCCGAGCCAGAGGAUGUCAUUCAAGUGCUUGGACCCAAGCCCGAACUCCCUCCAGGAAGCUCUGAUAGUGAUCGACACACCGAUAAGAAGAACAAGAACCUGGCAUCGCUCUAUCUGAUUUCCGAUGCUGCCGGUUCCAUGACAAGCACUAUGGUGACAGAUAAAAACCCAUUCAAACAAGACAUGCUCUCCAACAGUGAAUGCUACAUCUUGGACAAUGGAGGAAACAACAAGAUAUUUGUCUGGAAAGGCAGCGAUGCCAACAAAGAUGAGCGCAAUGCAGCACUGAGUGCUGCAAACAAGUUCAUCAAAGACAAGAAUUACUCCUCAAAUACCCAGAUCCAGAUACUGCCAGCGGGGGGCGAGACCACCCUGUUCAAGCAGUUCUUCUUCAACUGGUUGGACAAGGACGAGACCACUGGCCCGGGCAAGGCCUACACCAUCGGUAGCAUCGCCAACGUGGAGCAGAUUCCCUUCGACGCCGCCAAACUCCACAGCAACGACAGCAUGGCCGCCCAGCACGGCAUGGUGGACGAUGGCUCCGGGAAAGUCAAGAUCUGGCGCGUGGAAGGAAAUGAUAAAGAACCCGUGGACCCAUCCACCUAUGGACAGUUCUUUGGAGGCGACUGUUACCUGGUGCUGUACUCCUACAACAGGGGAGGCAGAGAGAAGCAUAUCAUCUACACCUGGCAAGGGAGAAAGUGCACCAGGGAUGAACUGGCUGCUUCAGCCUUUCUCACAGUCCAAUUGGAUGACUCCAUGGGUGGAGCAGCUACCCAGAUUCGUGUCACUCAGGGCCAAGAACCCCCCCAUCUUGUGAGCGUGUUUAAAGCCAACCCUUUGGUGGUCCACCUGGGCGGGACGUCCCGCCAGUCUGGCGAGAGCAAGGCCGGCAGCACGCGACUCUUCCAUAUCCGCCGGAGCUCCACCAAAGCCACGCGGGCUGUUGAGGUGGCGCCCACUGCCUCCUCUCUCAACACCAAUGACGUGUUUGUGCUGAAGACACCCAAUUCCCUGUUCGUGUGGAUGGGAAAGGGAGCGACGCCGGAGGAGAAGGCUGCUGCCGAGUAUGUCGCCGACCUGCUUGGAGGAACUGUCUCUGAGGUGGAGGAGACCAAUGAGCCAGCUGAUUUCUGGAAAGCACUCGGUGGGAAGAAGGACUACCAGACCUCCUUGGCCCUGCAGAAGUCAGUUAAGCCUCCAAGGCUGUUUGGCUGUUCAAACAAGACUGGCAGGCUGGUCGCAGAGGAGGUGCCCGGCGAGUUCACACAAAUGGAUCUGGCAUCCGACGAUGUCAUGAUUUUGGACACCUGGAAUCAGAUCUUCAUUUGGCUUGGAAACGAUGCCAAUGAGACGGAGAAAGCUGGAUCUCUCAAGAUUGCCGAACAAUAUCUGAAUUCGGACCCGUCUGGGCGUGAAGGGGUCUCCAUCGGCACCAUUAAACAGGGGAACGAGCCACACUCCUUCAGUGGCUGGUUCCACGCCUGGGACCCCGAGAUGUGGAACAAAGAUCUUUUGCAGUGCCUGAAAGAACGGAUCACAAAGCUUUAGUGGAAAACCACAAAGCUGCAAGAAAACCUGCGAAGAUUCAUUACUUAUCGUAUGUCGUUGGACUUCAAACAAUAGUCAAGCUUGGUAUGUUCUGUCUGGGUGAAGAUGUAUUAAAUAUGUCACAUUAGAAUCUGCAUUCCACACACACAGUAUCUACAAUAUAUUUGCAGGGAACGGGUCUGGAAUUUCUUUGUAAGCUUUGUUUUCAUUCUGUCUUAUGCAUUAAAUUGUAGUUUACGAUCCGGUGGAACGUGAUGGACUAUUUCCCCCCAAGUUCAAAUCGUCAUGUAUGGGAUUCAUUUUAAAACGUCACAAAUGUGUUUCUGUGUGCGAGAAAACAAAUGUAUAUUUUUACAAAACAUUUCCCCUUUUACAGCCUAGUUUGCUGAGACAAAUAUAGAUUGAGGAAUUCUGAAUUUGAAUAAAAAGCUAUAACCCUUU